GAUCACUUGCAAUCAGCAGUGGAUGAGUCUGUAGCUCGCUCAGUCCACUCUGCUAUAUCUAUCUUACAAGAUAGCAUUAAUAAGUCCAUAUCCAUGGCACUAUCUAAAGCUGGUCCUUCUAGUGAAAUUCCAGGACCUACUACCCCCUCUGAAAUCUAUUGGUCACCAGAAACAUCUGUUUCUAAACUGGCUAAAGGUUUUAAUACCUCAAAAAAGGCUAAGGCUAAACGCCAUCAUAUUACUGACGACAAAGUUCCCUUCAUAAAAUCUUCUAAGGGACCAUGUCAAGAUUACCCCCAUAAUAAGAGAUCUAAGUCGGAUCAUUCUACUGGUGUCCAUCAGAAACACCCCAUACCCUCAGCUCCUGAGGAAGUCAUUUCCAAAAGAGCCAAAAAAGCCGCUAAAAGAUCAAAACCGGAUUCCUAUAAUGAAUCCCAUUCUGAAGAUUCAGAUGUCCCUACUAAUGCUGAUGAAAUUUUUAUCUCUGACUACUCCUCUGAGGAGAGUGGAGAAUUGGCAGAGGACCCUGAUGACCAGGAAGAUUGCAUUCCAAUAGAGUCGGAUCAAUCUUACUUCGAUCCCGCUCUAAUUCGCCAUCCCAGAUCAGGGGAAUGGCUCCCCACCGGUAAGGUGGCGAAAUUCAUAUCUACUAGAGUGUUCAAAAGUUUAGACAGAACCACUCGCAACAAAAUGAAGGCAGAGUGUCCAAGACCCACCCUGCCACACAAUUCUUCAGUUACUCCUGAACUAGACCCUGUUCUAACUAAAUUCUUAAUGAAAUCGGGGAAAAACCCCAAGAAAGGUCUGGAUCGGAGCUUCCGAGCAUGCCAGGAUAAAUUAAUGGACCUGAUUGGCCCCCUAACUAAAAUAGUUGACUUGGCCGAGGAAUCCUCCGCUAGCAAUAGACCCGUAGACACGGAAGUCCUAUUGGGAUGGGCACAACGUGCUGUUUGUAUAUUCGGAAACGCCAAUGCAGCGCUUUCUGUAGAACGCAAACGUUCUAUUUUAAUGAAGAUUGACCCCCAAAUUACAAAUUUAGCAUCCAAAGAACCUGAAAAGCCUACAGAAGGCUUAUUAUUUGGGGACGAUUUUAUACAUGACAUGGGCAAAUAUGUAGGAUUGUUUUCAUCCAUCAACAAAGCCCAAUCCUUCCUCAAGAAAGUCUUCUCUAAUAGAGUUUUUGGUCGGGCCGGGAAAGGUAGGAGCCGCUUUCCCGGCCGAUCUCUCCCCAACAGACAAAAUUUUAGAGGCUCCUACCAUAACAACCAAACUUACCAAUCUUCACAACCGGUCCCUACACCAUUCUUUCCAUAUCGUAGAAGACCAUGGAGAGCCAGAGGCCAGAGAGGGGUCCCUCGAACUAGAUCAUCUUCAGCAUCCUAGAAUAUCAUUCAUUGAAGAAAUGUCUUCUCUUCUUCCAAGACUGUUUUUUCCUUGUUAAAGACUGUUUCGUUUGGAUUAAUACCGCAGCAUGUUCCUGUUUCAGACUGUUUCUUCGCCGCAAAGAAGAGGAGGAAAUAUGGGCAACUGUCACUAUUAUACCUGUCUGCAUACUCUGAUUGGCCACUGAAUAUGCCAACAUGUUUGACUAUACCAUACCUUUGUUAUCAAAGUUUUCUGUUUUAUUAUUAAUAUAUACAUAUCCAUUUCUUUUGCUGCUGAGUGAGUAAAAGAGGUAA
Molecule: messenger RNA, 1679 nt
Organism: Hyla sarda
Lineage: Eukaryota; Metazoa; Chordata; Amphibia; Anura; Hylidae
Exons: 2
Coding region: 94-1383 (429 amino acids)
Source: RefSeq, a predicted model, not a curated record